This is a messenger RNA of Penicillium coprophilum, 1425 nucleotides long. RefSeq names its product VOC family protein. NCBI's taxonomy places the organism in Eukaryota, Fungi, Ascomycota, Eurotiomycetes, Eurotiales, Aspergillaceae. The record is from RefSeq and is a predicted model, not a curated record. Gene Ontology annotation, molecular function: oxidoreductase activity. Bases 1 to 1425 code for a protein of 474 amino acids. The transcript has a single exon.
AUGGCCUACGAUCAGAAUAUUUUGCGAUCCCGCUUCUGUCAUGCACUUUCGGAAAUGUACAAGAACGAAGUCCCUCUCUACGGAGAUCUAAUUGAUGUGGUCUGGGAAGCAGAUGCGAAAGCAGUUCAAAAUAGCAAGAAUAUGGAAGGUAAUGGCGUUAUCAACCCAGAUGACGUUUUGCCCGCACGGCAUCGUGUUGAGAGACACGGAGCCAUCCGACUGGGUACAGCGUAUGAGCUGAAUACAAUCCGUCGCAUGUUUUCUGUGAUGGGAAUGUAUCCUGUGGGCUACUACGACCUCAGUCUGGCCGGAUUUCCCAUGCACGCCACGGCCUUCCGACCAAAUACCAAAGAGGCACUCGAUAAGAAUCCAUUUCGCGUGUUCACAACGGUCUUGCGCAUGGACCUGUUGACUGAAAGGACUCGGAAAUUAGCACAGAAAGCGUUGGAGCAAAGACAGAUUUUCACGCCCAGACUUCUUGCCCUGUUGGAUAUCGCGGAGAGCCGCGGCUUUUUGACAGCAGAUCAAUGCACAGACCUUAUUAGCAAUGGUCUGGAGACAUUUCGGUGGCAUUCAAAAGCAACGGUCACCCUUGGAGAAUACGAGCAGCUCAAAGCUGAGCAUCCUUUAAUUGCGGACGUUGUCUCUUUCCCAGGCUCGCAUAUCAAUCACUUAACACCUCGGACGAUUGAUAUUGAUCUUGUACAACAAUUGAUGUCAGAUCAUGGAAUGCCUGUCAAGGAGCGUAUCGAGGGGCCGCCAAAACGAUCGUGUCCGAUUCUUCUGCGGCAGACAAGCUUCAAGGCGCUGGAGGAAACCGUUUAUUUCAAGGAUUCGUCUGGUCUAUAUGUGAAGGGCUCCCACACAGCACGCUUUGGGGAAGUGGAGCAGCGAGGCUUCGCUUUGACCCGACAAGGACGCCAGCUUUAUGAUCAAAUCCUGGACCAAGUCAAUAUAACAGCUGUGAAUCAUAAUUUGAAAGGAAAGGCCUAUGAAAAGCUAUUGGAAGACCGCUUCAAAGAGUUUCCUGAUAAUCUGUCGGAACUCCACGACCUGGGACUGGGAUUUUUCACCUAUCAGUUGACACCGCUGGGUCAUCAGUUGGCUAAUGAAGGCGUCCUAUUAUCGGAGGAGCAACGGUCCCCAAUCUCACUUCAGGAUCUUCUCAGAAAGCAACUCCUGAGUUACGAGGCUAUCACAUAUGAAGACUUCCUUCCUUUGUCUGCAGGGGGAAUUUUUAAUUCCAACUUGGGUGGUAUCUCCCAGUCCAAGCAACUGAUAAUGAGCGCGGAUCCAGACCUCGAUGGUUUUCAGCGACUCCUUGGGGCCUGUGUGGCGGAUGAGUUCCAUUUAUAUGCCGAUAUGCAACAGAGAUCUUUGGAAAUCUGCCGACAGAAACUACAUUUAAAGAAGAUUGUGGUAUAG